AUGCCAGAGUUGAGUGCGGAGAGCCAGAAUGACCGCCAGGAGUCGCCGACAGAGGUCCUGCCUUCGGGUCCAACGUACAAUCCCGGGAUGUACGCAAAAUUGCACACCGAGUUCACGAAGAAGCAGAAGAAGCAGUUUUAUUUUGCCAAUGCAGGAAAAAACCGAUUCGACGCGCAGGAAACUGCACAGAGGUACAAGUAUCUUCUUGAUAUCACGGACAUCUUCAGCAAGUUCCUCAGGUCGAAAUCGGAGAAGGAUCCGCGGUUUGCGGAAGUGGAGGAAAUCCUCCAGCGGGAAAAAGCUGUGGAGCAGAGAAAGGAAGCGAAUAAAAGGCAGAGAAGAACAGAAAAGGAGGAGGAUGAGGAGUUGCUAAAGCAGGAGGAGGAGUCCGGGGAGGAGGAGUCGACGAAAACGUUUGAGUUUCUCGAGAAUCCGGCAUACAUCAACGGGAAAUUGCGGCCGUACCAGAUCCAGGGCUUAAACUGGAUGAUCAGCUUGGAUGCAAACCACUUGUCGGGCAUCUUGGCAGACGAGAUGGGCUUGGGCAAGACGUUGCAGACGAUUUCCUUCUUGGGGUAUCUCCGGUACAUCAGGAAUGUGCCGGGUCCGCAUUUGGUCAUUGUGCCGAAGUCGACUUUGGUGAACUGGAAACGAGAGUUUUCGCACUGGACCCCGGAGGUAAACACGGUUGUUCUCACCGGAGACCAGGAGCAGAGGUCCCAGAUCAUCAGCGAGCGAAUAAUGGCGUGCGACUUCGAUGUUGUGAUAUCGUCGUACGAGAUUGUGAUCCGGGAGAAGGCCGCAUUGCGGAAAAUAGCCUGGCAGUACAUAGUGGUGGAUGAGGCACACCGGUUGAAGAACGAGAACUCGUUGCUUUCGCAGAUCAUCCGGAUGUUCCACUCGAAAAACAGGCUUCUUCUUACGGGCACGCCGCUCCAGAACAACUUGCACGAGCUCUGGGCAUUGCUCAACUUCUUGCUUCCGGACAUUUUCUCGGACUCGGAGACUUUUGACGAGUGGUUUUCUGGAGGGGAGAAGGAGGGUGAAAGGGAGGAAGAUGGGAAUGACAAAAACAACUCCAGCCAGGAUUUGGUGGUGCACCAGUUGCACAAAGUGCUCCAACCGUUUCUUCUCCGCAGAAUCAAGUCGGACGUCGAGAGGUCGCUCCUGCCCAAAAAAGAGCUUAACGUGUACGUGGGGAUGUCGUCCAUGCAGAAGAUGUGGUACAGGAAGAUUCUAGAGCGGGACAUCGACGCGGUCAACGGGGCGAACGGCAAGAAAGAGUCGAAAACACGGCUUUUGAACAUCGCCAUGCAGCUCCGCAAGUGCUGCAACCACCCAUACUUGUUCGACGGGGCGGAGCCGGGGCCUCCGUACACCAACGGCGAGCAUCUGGUGUACAACUCGGGCAAGAUGCUGGUCUUGGACCGGCUGUUGAGGCGGUUGAAGGCGGCCGGGUCGCGGGUGUUGAUCUUUUCACAGAUGAGCCGGAUGUUGGACAUCUUGGAGGACUACGCGGUGAUGAGGCAGUGGCAGUACUGCCGGAUAGACGGGCAGACGGAGCACGCGGACCGGAUCAAGGCGAUCGACAACUACAAUGCACCGGGAUCGGAGAAAUUCGUGUUUCUCUUGACUACGAGGGCCGGCGGGCUCGGAAUCAACUUGACGUCUGCAGAUGUGGUUGUUUUGUAUGACUCGGACUGGAACCCGCAGGCAGACUUGCAGGCGAUGGACCGGGCGCACCGGAUUGGCCAGAAGAAGCAGGUGAAGGUGUUCCGGCUGGUCACAGAGAAUGCCAUCGAGGAGAAGAUCUUGGAGAGAGCCUCACAGAAGCUCCGGUUGGACCAGUUGGUGAUCCAGCAGGGUCGGCAGGUGGCCCCACAGGCAGGCAAGAGGGGCAACUCGAAGGACGAGCUUCUCACGAUGAUCCAGCACGGGGCAGAGCUGGUGAUGCGGAAUAGUGGGGAAAAACGAGAUGGACAGGCUAAAACGACACUCACGGACUCAGACAUCGACGAGAUCCUGGCUGUGUCGGAGCGGAAAACGUCGAGGCUCAAGUCGAAGUUCGCAGCGUUGCGGUUCGACGACCUCCAGAACUUCACGUCGGACUCCGGGUCGGUGUACGAGUGGGACGGGCAGAAAUUCCAGAAGAGGCAGCCCGUGGUGCACCGGGACAGCUCCGGGUUGGGGCUGGGCAGCAUGCCGUGGAUCGGUCCGGCCAGGCGGGAGCGCAAAAGGGGCAAUUACUCCGUCGACCAGUACUACCGGGAGGUUCUCAACACGGGCAGGAGGUCGGGCCAGCCCGGUGGGGUGCCCUGGGACGAGAGGAGGACGAUCCGGCAGCCCAAGCACUUGAAUUUGUACGAUCAUCAGUUCUACAGCACGCAGCUCUGGCUGCUGCACUCUUUGGAGAUGUGCCACUACCGCAAGCUGGUCAAGCAGCACCCGGAGCUCGCCAAGGGCCCCAAGAGCACGCUUGCCGAACGCAGGCUCGACCAGCAGUUGGACCAGGCCGAGAUCGACCACUCCCGGCGGUUGGCUGCUGCCGAGGAGCACCAGAAGCAGAAUUUGCUUUCGCAGGGCUUCGGCACCGUGUCCCGGCGUGACUUCUUCCAGUUCGUGGCCUCGUGUGCCAAGCACGGCCGGAACUGCAUCGAUAAGAUCGCCGCAGACGGACUGGCCGAGGGGAAAAGCCGCCAGGAAGUCGAGGAGUACGCGAAAGCGUUCUGGGACAGAUUCCGCGAGAUCGACGGAUACGAGCGGCAGAUCGCACACAUCGAGCAAGGCGAGGACCACAUCCGGAAGACCGUUGUGCAGCAGGAGAUGCUCCGGCGGAAAAUCAGCCACUACCGGUACCCGCUCGAGGACUUAACGUUGCAAUAUCCGCCCAGAAGCAAGGCCAGCAAGGCUAAGAAGACCUUCACCGAGGACGAGGACCGCUUCUUGAUCGUGCAGAUGUUCCGACUCGGUCUAUCGACGCCUGACCUGUACGAGGAGAUCCGCAAGUCCAUCCGUGCGAACCCUCUUUUCAAGUUCGACUACUUCCUGACCAGCCGGACUACUACUGAGAUAAACAGGAGAUGCAUUACACUACUUGCUAGCUUGCAGAAGGAGUACGGCAGUGCACUUCCUGCCUGGUAUGCCGACAAGAAGCGGGACUCCAGCUCUACCCCCGACCCGAAGCCGAGAUCCAAGAGGCGCAGACGCUGA
Brettanomyces bruxellensis is the source of this 3210-nucleotide messenger RNA. RefSeq lists its product as uncharacterized. NCBI's taxonomy places the organism in Eukaryota, Fungi, Ascomycota, Pichiomycetes, Pichiales, Pichiaceae. The transcript has a single exon. The record is from RefSeq and is a predicted model, not a curated record. Gene Ontology annotation, cellular component: chromatin; nucleus. Gene Ontology annotation, biological process: nucleosome organization; regulation of transcription by RNA polymerase II. Bases 1 to 3210 code for a protein of 1069 amino acids. Gene Ontology annotation, molecular function: histone binding; nucleosome binding; DNA binding.